Molecule: messenger RNA, 937 nt
Organism: Dimorphilus gyrociliatus
Lineage: Eukaryota; Metazoa; Annelida; Polychaeta; Dinophilidae
Source: the annotation of a GenBank genome assembly
CAUGAAAGAGAAAGAGCUACAAAGUGAACUUUUAAGAAAAAUAAAGAAAUUUUGCUACAAUGUAUUUAAAGAGGAGGAAAGGAUUUCCAUUAUCGGUACUAUUGGAAUUAAAUUGUCGGAGGAUCGAAUUAUGUUGCUCAGUAUAAAUGAAGAUGCUAUAAAUAAAGAUAGUAUAGGGGAAGAUAUGAUCGAAGUAAAUGAAUCGGACGACACGGAUGAUAGCGACUCAAAUAUGAAUGGAAACAAUGAUAAUAAUUUUCAAAUGCUAUCCGCUUUCGAGAACAGUGAAAAUAGUAAAAGAUUUAUGGGAAGUUCAUUAAAAUAUGAAUCAAAUAUUGAGUCAGAUAAAGGAAAGGACUGUUCAACUGAUGCUCAUCAAAGAAAUUUCAAAUCAAUCACUGAAUCGUCAAAGAAUAUGUUAUUUGGAUCAAAUAAAAAGUAUUGUAAUCAUUUAUCAACUGACCGUGAACAACAGUUGGACGAGCAGACUGAUUGUGAAAAUCCGGAACACGAAUGUCAAAUUUGCGGGAAAUGUUGUACAACAAAAUAUGGAUUAAAAUUACAUCAAGUCGUUCAUUCAACCGAAAAACCGUUCAAGUGUCCUUACUGUAAUGCAGAAUUUAAAUGGAAAAAUAGUUACGGUCGACAUAAGAAGCUGGUCCAUGAUAAGUUGAAAAGAGGAUUAUCUGAAUCAACAAAAACAUCAGUUAGUGGAAAGACUGAAUCAAAUUUCGAUUCUCCAUUUAACUGUAAGGAUUGCGGCAAAGUCUUUCAAACUCAUCACUAUCUUAAAGUACAUAGGGUGGUCGUCCACUCUGCUUUAAAACCUUUCGUCUGUUCAAUAUGUAAUGCAUCAUUUAAAUGGAAAUACAGCUUUGAAAGACACCAAAGAUUACUGCACGGAGCUACAAACAGAAAUACUGAACAGUUUAUAUAA